Bacillus rossius redtenbacheri is the source of this 3829-nucleotide messenger RNA. RefSeq names its product succinyl-CoA:3-ketoacid coenzyme A transferase 1, mitochondrial (gene SCOT). The record is from RefSeq and is a predicted model, not a curated record. The coding region runs from base 517 to 2112 and encodes 531 amino acids. Gene Ontology annotation, biological process: ketone body catabolic process. Gene Ontology annotation, molecular function: succinyl-CoA:3-oxo-acid CoA-transferase activity. Gene Ontology annotation, cellular component: mitochondrion. The transcript is spliced from 11 exons. Lineage: Eukaryota; Metazoa; Arthropoda; Insecta; Phasmatodea; Bacillidae.
AGUAGCGUAGUCGGAUGCACACCGGCUUACGGUGCGAGGGGUCCUGGGUUCGAGUCCCGGGUAAGGCAUGGGUGUACUAUAUUAUUCUGAUAUUUGAUAGCGACUUGAAAUUGAGAUUCACACUGAACAUAAUGACCCUUUGGCUAUUGGCGUAAAAGCUGUAGGCCACAUAAUUAAUUUUAAAAAAAUAAAAAUAAAAUGUAUUUAUUUUUUAGUGGCGUACUGCUGCGCUGGCCGGGGAACUUCAGCCCUCUGUAUUCUGCAUUCCCUCUGUAUUCCCUCACUCUCUUUUCUAUGGUAUUCUGUGCCCACCUCCUCGUUACGUCAGACGUGCGCAGCCAAUGAAUACCGUGAUCGCGAAUGGCCUACCUUAUAUAUUUUAACGACAUUGGAGUAAAAUAUUCAUUCAUAAUACCAACACGUCUUCCCGUAGAGUGAUUUGUAGUGUUAUUGUGAUCAAGGAGCAUACAAGGAUAUUGUGAUGGUGUUGGAGGCAUAGUCUAAAGAGCAGCAAAAAUGUAUUUCAUUCCUAAAUGUUUAACCCAUUCUUUACCUUUAAAUGCUUUAAGUAGUGCUGUAAAAUUAAACAAACGACUUCAGCAUUGUAUUAAGGUUGUACCUGUUACUUUUUCGAAGAAAUCGUAUUCCACUAAGUCUAGGAAGAGCAAAGUAUUCAGCAGUGCCAGUGAAGCUGUCCAAGACAUUCCAGAUGGAGCUAAACUUCUGGUUGGAGGUUUUGGGCUGUGCGGCAUACCGGAAAACUUGAUUGCGGCGGUGGAGGCGUCUGGCGUCAAGAACCUCACCUGCGUCAGCAACAACUGUGGCGUGGAGGACUUUGGCUUGGGCAUCCUGCUCAAGAAGCAUCGCAUCCGCCGCAUGAUAGCGUCGUACGUCGGCGAGAACUCGGAUCUUGCAAAGCAGUAUUUGGCUGGCGAGCUCGAGGUGGAAUUGACUCCGCAGGGGACGCUUGCGGAGCGGAUAAGAGCCGGGGGCGCUGGCAUCCCGGCCUUCUUCACGCCCACGGCAUACGGGACGCUGGUGCAGGAAGGGGGAGUGCCUAUCAAGUACUCGCCUGACGGGAAAGUGCUGAUUGCCAGCAAACCCAGGGACACCGAAGAAUUCGGUGGGAGGCACUACGUCCUGGAACGUGCCAUCAGGGGGGAUUUUGCUCUGGUCAAGGCGUACAAAGCCGACGAGAAAGGAAAUCUUGUUUUCAGAAAGUCUGCUCGCAACUUCAACCCGCCGAUGUGCAAGGCAGCCAAGGUGUGCAUAGCUGAGGUAGAGGAGAUUGUACCGAUGGGCAGCAUCGACCCAGACGAGGUGCACUUGCCGGGGAUAUUUGUGCAGAGGGUUGUGCAAGGAGAAAAGUAUGAGAAGAGAGUGGAGAAAAUAACCAUCCAUAAGGAUAGCUCGUCAUCUGCCAGUACUGCCAAUCCAGCAGCUCUGUUGAGAGAACGAAUCAUCAGAAGAGCUGCGUUGGAAUUCAAGGAUGGAAUGUAUGCAAACCUCGGCAUUGGCAUCCCCGUGAUGGCCAGCAACUACAUAGAUCCAGACAUCAGCGUCACACUGCAGAGUGAGAACGGCAUCCUGGGACUCGGCCCCUUCCCCAGAAAGAGUGAAGUGGACCCGGACCUUAUCAACGCCGGCAAGCAGACCGUGACCGUCCUGCCUGGUGCUUCGUUCUUCAGCAGCGACGACAGCUUUGCAAUGAUCAGAGGUGGUCACAUAGAUCUCACAAUUCUGGGAGCCAUGGAAGUGUCGCAGUAUGGAGACCUGGCUAACUGGAUGAUACCUGGUAAGAUGGUGAAAGGCAUGGGAGGCGCCAUGGACCUGGUGUCGGCCCCCUCCACCAAGGUGGUGGUGACCAUGGAGCACACGGCCAAGGACGGCAGUCACAAGAUCCUCCCCCGCUGCUCCUUGCCGCUUACGGGGAAGGGCGUCGUCAACCUCAUUAUCACAGAGAAGGGAGUAUUUGAAGUGGAUGAUGAGGAUGGCUUGACACUUGUCGAGAAAGCAGAUGAUGUUGAGCUUUCAGAAAUAGUGCAGACAACAGGAUGUGAGUUUAGAGUAUCUCCCGAUCUGAAACCAAUGGCUCAAGUUGAAGUGAACUAAGAAGGAAGUCAAACUGGCACAAGUCGUAGCAGUGCCUGCAACAUAACUAAAGAGACUGACAGAAGCAGAAUACUCGAAGAACUUGUUACAAAGUGUGAAGCUUCGAUCGAAUUGAACUUUUUGAAAGCAAUGGUUGGGGGAAAACAUUUUCAAACAAUUCAAGUGUUAAAAUUGGGUCAUUCUUUUUGCCUUGCUAUGCAUGAAGAUACGCAGAACAUAAUGCAUAAAUGACUUUUUCUUAUUAUUUCUUGUGACAUUAAUACAUAUGCUAAUAUUGUACAUAUUAUUGGCUACUGCUGUUUUUUUACUAAGUUAAAACAGAUCUGUCAAUAAGGUGGUGUAUAUUUCUCAAUAAGACUUAACCAUUUGGUGCAAUUUGAUUGCCAGUUUUAGAGAGAGUUAUAUUUAAUAAGCUGCUAUCAUGAAAUAUUGUGAUUUAUUUCUUUUACAUAACUAUUUGCAUAAAUUAUGCGUUAGUUAUUAAUUAAAGUAGUACAAAUUUUUUACAAAAACUUAGCUGUUCUUUAGUUAUAAUUUAAUGUAAUGAAAAACUUUAGGGAAUUGACAAAGCCAAGUUCAUGGUAUAUUGGGUUUAUCAGUUGAAGAAAACUUUUACAUGUUUAUCUUUUAGAAUAGAUUUGUGUUUAUGUACAGAUAAAGUUUAUUUUGUUUUUAUAACAAUUGCUAUUUUUCAAUACCAGUAAUAUAAAAUAUUUAAUGUAUCUGUAUACAUAUGACUUAUGUAGCAAUGUUGUAAAAUAUUGUUAUACAUGAAUGUGUUUUAUACAUGUUACUUAUAAUUUUUUCAAUAAAACUGUUAUUCACGAAACUUUGCCUUCACAAAAGCCGGCAGUGGCACCAGGUACAGCAAACAGUUUAUGAUCAGGAAACUGAGGGAGUAAGCGAAAGUGACUCCGAAGUUGAGGUCAGAGUCGAGCACUUCCGCGAGUGCGUCGUUGCCGCUCCGGCUGUACCUCUCGGACAGGUACGCCGACCCGUCUGCGUAGCGACAAGUGAACGUUGACGAAGCUGUCAGCAGAGACUCCUGCACCAGGAUCACGGAGGAGCAGUUGUGGGUGGCACUGUACGGUAGUCCGCUGAGCCGGCCGUUCCCAAACAUCUGCUGGUUGAGGAACGCGCUGGCGUAGCGAGUUUGUGUGGCGUACGUCAAGUAGAAGAGCCAUUCUGACAACCCAUGGAAGGAUCUACACAGAAAAAUUUUCAAACAGCUCUACAAACACUACAGUAGGGUCCCAUUAAACCAGAUUCUGCUUGUCCGGACUCUGAUUAAUCCUGAUGGAAUUUAAAAUGUACUGUGUUUUUUUUUUUGUACUAUACAAUCAAUAACUUUUGAAACUUAAUCACAAAGAUGUUUUGUUGUGUUAACCAUACAUUAGUUCAUUGGUUAAAAACUUUGGUCUACUUAUAUGGUAGUAUUAAAACUAAAAUUGAGCUUUAGGUAACAUUAUAUUUAUGAAGAAAAAAACGUUGAAUUUUAUAGUUUUACCCAUUUGAAACUUUUAUUAUGUACAUUUUAAGGCAAAUUCUGUUUGAUCUGGACUUUUAUGUGAUCCAGACGGCCUGGUUCCAUCUAGUUCGGAUCAGCGGGACUCUAUUGCAUUAUUUAACCAUAAUUUAAAAUGAAAAACUGUACAAUUGAAAAUGUAUUAUUUUCUGUUUUAGUACUAGAGCUUCUUACAUAAAACUAAGCACAUGC